AACAGUAUAGUAAUCAUUGAGUCUUCAACGAUCUACCACGUCUUCAAUAUGAAAUUCGCCAUCGUCCUGUUCGCCCUCUUUGCCGUGGCCCUGGCUGCCCCUACUGUCGAGGUCCUGCGAUCGGAUAGCAAUGUUGGAAUCGAUAACUACUCAUAUGCAGUUGAAACCAGCGACGGUACCUCGAAGAGCGAGGAGGGUGUGCUGAAGAACGCCGGCACCGAGCUAGAGGCCAUCUCAACCCACGGCUCCUUCAGCUACGUGGGCCCUGAUGGCCAGACCUACACCGUCACCUACGUGGCCGAUGAGAACGGAUUCCAGCCCCAGGGUGCUCAUCUGCCCGUUGCCCCCGUUGCCUAAGUUAAGGAGUUGAAAUAAAUUGUUUAUAAAAG
This is a messenger RNA of Drosophila melanogaster (fruit fly), 389 nucleotides long. It is a transcript of the gene Cpr65Ax1, whose product is annotated as cuticular protein 65Ax1. The record is from RefSeq and is marked reviewed. The transcript has 2 exons. Gene Ontology annotation, molecular function: structural constituent of cuticle; structural constituent of chitin-based cuticle. Gene Ontology annotation, cellular component: chitin-based extracellular matrix. NCBI's taxonomy places the organism in Eukaryota, Metazoa, Arthropoda, Insecta, Diptera, Drosophilidae. Bases 49 to 357 code for a protein of 102 amino acids.